UUGAAAACAAGUCAACAAUGAGAAGGGAAUUUUUUAUAUAAUAUAAAAACAUAAUUGGAUUAAUUAGAACCCCUACAAAUAGGGUCAAGAAAGUACGACGGUUGUGUAUCCUUUCGAGUACUUUUAAAGCACUCUUCAAGACUCUCUCUUUUCUCUGCCUCUCUCAAUGGCACUUGCAAACUCAUCUGUACAUGAAGCCGAUGGCAUGGACAAAGCUGGUGGAUAUAUCAAGUCUUUACCCAUUGCUACCCAUGACACUCCAAAUGCUACCUUUCUCUUCCGAAACACCACGAAUUACCAACUCGAUCACCAUCAGCAGCAGCAGCAGCAACUGCCUCAGUCUCUCAUCAACUUCAAGUGUGGGAUUGACAAUAUCUUCCAUAAGAACAAUGAAUCUUUGCUGAGCUUUGAGCCACAAGGGGUUUGUCAAGACACUUACAAUUGGGAUGAUCACCAGCGUUUGAUGGAAGAUCCCAAUUGCUUUCAAACAGCUACCAAUGGUUAUAGCUCUCCAAAAGAGAACAAAAAUGGUGACGGGUCUGUGUAUGAUUGGCUUUACUCUGAAGCAACUGGUGUUUCUGAUGGCAUUCAGGAAGCUGAAGGAGCUCACGAGAUUGCCAAUCAAAAGCGACCUCAUAUGGGAGAGAGCAGUGGGAGUGUUAGUAAGAAGCAAUGCACAGCAGCUGCAGCUAAGAAGCAGAAACCCAAAUCAUCAACAGCGAAGGAUCCACAGAGCAUUGCAGCCAAGAAUCGACGAGAGAGGAUUAGCGAGCGGCUGAAGAUACUUCAAGAAUUGGUUCCCAAUGGCUCCAAGGUUGAUUUGGUAACAAUGUUGGAAAAGGCAAUUAGUUAUGUAAAAUUUCUUCAACUACAAGUGAAGAUCCUAGCUACAGAUGAGUUUUGGCCAGUUCAAGGUGGGAAAGCUCCUGAUAUAUCCCAAGUUAAGGAAGCCAUUGAUGCUAUUCUUUCAUCUCAAAGAGAAAGAAGUUCAAGCUCAAACAGUCAAAAGUGAUGGAAUCAGUACACAAUUUGUAUGAUAACAAUUUAGAGCUCUCAAUAAUUCAAACCCAUGAAUCAAUAAACCAUUCUGAUAAAGAAAU
Cucurbita maxima (winter squash) is the source of this 1100-nucleotide messenger RNA. Its product is annotated as putative transcription factor bHLH086. Lineage: Eukaryota; Viridiplantae; Streptophyta; Magnoliopsida; Cucurbitales; Cucurbitaceae. The coding region runs from base 167 to 1012 and encodes 281 amino acids. Gene Ontology annotation, molecular function: DNA-binding transcription factor activity, RNA polymerase II-specific; protein dimerization activity; RNA polymerase II cis-regulatory region sequence-specific DNA binding. The transcript is spliced from 5 exons. The record is from RefSeq and is a predicted model, not a curated record. Gene Ontology annotation, biological process: regulation of transcription by RNA polymerase II. Gene Ontology annotation, cellular component: nucleus.